AUGUCGGCGACGCUGUACCGGCUCGCCGGGCGCGGCGCCAAGCGACUAUGCACCCGACCGUCGCCGUCCCCCGCGAUCCUCUCCAGCACUAAGCCCACCACCGGCGCACUCUCAUCAUCAUACCAUGCCGCCCGCGCCUUCUCGGCCUCGGCCCUCCGCCGCUAUGCCGAACCGCAAGAAUACCAGCGCACACGGCUAGUCCCGACGGGCGCCGACUUCUCGCCCCCGACCGACCCGUACGAGAUGCCCGCGCACCUUCACCACCAGCCCAGCAGUACGCCCAAGGCCCGCGACGAGUCGGUCGAGGACCGCAAGGUGCGGCACUACACGGUCAACUUUGGCCCGCAGCACCCGGCCGCCCACGGCGUGUUGCGUCUGAUCCUGGAGCUCAACGGCGAGGAGAUCAUCCGCGCGGACCCGCACGUCGGCCUGCUGCACCGCGGCACCGAGAAGCUGUGCGAGUACAAGACGUAUCUGCAGGCGCUGCCGUACUUUGACCGUCUUGACUACGUUUCUAUGAUGACCAAUGAGCAGUGCUUCUCGCUUGCUGUUGAGAAGCUGCUCAAUAUUGAGAUUCCUGAGCGCGCCAAGUUUAUUCGCACUCUGUUUGCGGAGCUCACUCGUAUCUUGAACCACUGCAUGGCUGUGCUUACCCACGCCAUGGAUGUUGGUGCUUUGACGCCGUUCUUGUGGGGGUUUGAGGAGAGAGAGAAGCUGAUGGAAUUCUACGAACGCGUGUCUGGAGCCCGUCUCCACGCGGCCUACGUCCGGCCCGGCGGCGUCCACCAAGACAUCCCCGCGGGUCUGCUCGACGACAUCUACCAAUGGGCCACGCAAUUCGGCGACCGCAUCGACGAAACCGAAGAAAUGCUCACCGACAACCGCAUCUGGAUCCACCGUCUGCAAGGCGUGGGCAUCGUCAGCGCCGCCGAAGCCCUCAACCUGUCCUUCACGGGCGUGAUGCUGCGCGGGUCGGGCGUCCCCUGGGACAUCCGCAAGAGCCAGCCGUACGACGCGUACGACCAGGUCGAGUUCGACGUCCCCGUGGGCGUCAACGGCGACUGCUACGACCGCUACCUGUGCCGCAUGGAGGAGUUCCGCCAGUCGCUGCGCAUCAUCCACCAGUGCCUCAACAAGAUGCCCGCGGGCCCCAUUCGCGUCGAGGACUACAAGAUCUCGCCACCGCCGCGCUCGGCUAUGAAGGAGAACAUGGAGGCUCUCAUUCACCACUUUUUGCUGUAUACCAAGGGCUAUGCGGUGCCGCCGGGUGAUACCUACUCGGCUAUUGAGGCGCCCAAGGGCGAGAUGGGUGUGUAUGUGGUCAGCGACGGCUCGGAACGUCCUUACCGUGUGAGCAUCCGCGCGCCUGGGUUUGCCCAUCUGAGCGGGUUUGAUCACAUUUCACGGGGGCAUCUGUUGGCUGAUGCUGUGGCGGUCAUUGGUACCAUGGAUUUGGUGUUUGGCGAGGUCGAUCGGUAA
This is a messenger RNA of Dichotomopilus funicola, 1479 nucleotides long. Its product is annotated as NADH-ubiquinone oxidoreductase. Gene Ontology annotation, biological process: mitochondrial electron transport, NADH to ubiquinone. Gene Ontology annotation, molecular function: quinone binding; NAD binding; oxidoreductase activity, acting on NAD(P)H. The record is from RefSeq and is a predicted model, not a curated record. The transcript is spliced from 3 exons. The coding region runs from base 1 to 1479 and encodes 492 amino acids. Lineage: Eukaryota; Fungi; Ascomycota; Sordariomycetes; Sordariales; Chaetomiaceae.